AGCGAUCGACGCGCUCCAACGAAACUAACCUAAGCGGCGCGCGCCGCGCACCGGAUGUCUCCGAGCCGCCAUCAAUAACCAAUCUUUCCGUUUUAAAGUUUUUUGGCUGACGCGUCGUCGGAACGUUGAGCCAUAAUGCAGAUCUUCGUCAAAACCCUUACGGGUAAAACCAUUACACUCGAGGUCGAGGCCUCUGAUACGAUCGAAAAUGUCAAGGCCAAAAUUCAAGACAAGGAAGGAAUUCCGCCAGACCAGCAACGUCUCAUCUUUGCUGGCAAACAAUUAGAAGACGGACGUACUCUGUCCGACUAUAACAUCCAAAAAGAGUCAACCCUUCAUCUGGUGCUCCGUCUUCGUGGAGGUGUUAUCGAGCCCACCCUGCGUAUUCUUGCACAAAAGUACAACUGUGACAAAAUGAUUUGCCGCAAAUGUUACGCCCGUCUCCACCCGCGUGCGACCAAUUGCCGAAAGAAGAAAUGUGGCCACACGAAUAACAUUCGUCCUAAGAAGAAGCUGAAGUAGAUGAGACGCAAACGGUGGUUGAACGCAAGGUCAAAGGUGCGCUUUUUUUUACGCUCCAACGGCGUGAAUGUCUAAAUCACUGUUCUCUCUAUUCGACUCGAAUAAAAUCUUAAUGGCAGAAGUAUGCAUAAA
Messenger RNA from Venturia canescens, 654 nucleotides. It is a transcript of the gene RpL40, whose product is annotated as ribosomal protein L40. Gene Ontology annotation, biological process: translation; protein ubiquitination; modification-dependent protein catabolic process. The record is from RefSeq and is a predicted model, not a curated record. The transcript is spliced from 3 exons. Gene Ontology annotation, molecular function: ubiquitin protein ligase binding; structural constituent of ribosome; protein tag activity. The coding region runs from base 136 to 522 and encodes 128 amino acids. NCBI's taxonomy places the organism in Eukaryota, Metazoa, Arthropoda, Insecta, Hymenoptera, Ichneumonidae. Gene Ontology annotation, cellular component: nucleus; ribosome; cytoplasm.